Penicillium arizonense is the source of this 864-nucleotide messenger RNA. Its product is annotated as pirin family protein. The transcript is spliced from 2 exons. The record is from RefSeq and is a predicted model, not a curated record. NCBI's taxonomy places the organism in Eukaryota, Fungi, Ascomycota, Eurotiomycetes, Eurotiales, Aspergillaceae. The coding region runs from base 1 to 864 and encodes 287 amino acids.
AUGUCGAACCCCCUCUCCCACGCUAAAAUUGUUCUCCGCCGCUCCAGCGAGCGCGGAUAUGCCGAGCAUGGCGGCUGGCUCAAAUCAUUCCACACUUUCAGCUUCGCCAACUACUAUGAUCACCGCUUCCAGAACUUUGGCAGCCUAAGAGUUUUGAAUGAAGACCGUGUCGCAGCCCGAAAUGGAUUCCCGACGCAUCCCCACCGAGAUGCGGAGAUUUUCAGCUAUAUCCUCAACGGCGAGCUCACGCAUCGCGACAGCAUGAUUAAAAAGGGCGCAGAAGGAGAGCAAGGAAAGCAAUUCUUCCGCAUGAAGCGGGGAGAUGUACAGUUCACCACCGGCGGAACAGGUAUCGCUCAUUCUGAACAGAAUGAGUCCAACAAGCCGGUACACUUCCUGCAAAUCUGGGCCCUUCCGUGGAAGCAGGGCCUGAAGCCACAAUAUCACACUAUGACCUUUAGCGAAGAAGACAAGCGCAAGGCGUUUGUUCCUAUUUUGUCGCCUCUUGCUGCCGGCCCCCAGGCCACCCCAGCACAGGAAGAUGCCGCUACUCCUAAGCUUCCAGGCACCAUCCCCAUUCAUGCUGACUUUGUCAUGGGCGCUGGCAUUAUUGAACCCAGUUCUACAUUCAAGUGGAAUGUUGGCGCGGGCGAGACCGUCGAGUCCAAGAAGAAGCGAAACGUUUACAUUCACUUGCCAAUGACCAAGCAGGGCAAGUCGAAGGUCAAGAUUGAUGGCCGGGAAGAUGCCGUGCUCGAAGAAGGUGAUGGCGCCUUUGUCACAAUGGUUAAUGCUGGAGACGCGCUUCGUGUGGAGAGUGUCGGAGAGGUAGAGGCUGAAGUGAUUGUUUUGGAUAGCAAUUAA